AUUAUACAGUAGUCAUUAUGGUAUUUUCUUCUUUCAUGACUUUGCAUUAAACUAAAAGCUAUGAAACAAGUUCUUCUCCAGUAUUUGUUUCAAUACCAAUCAAAUUCUGUUAUGGUCUUAAACUUACUGAGAAUGAGAGGAAAAGUAAGCUGUUAAACUUCCUUGUACUUUAUAUGUGAUCUUAUUCUAUGUAAAGUGUAAGAUUUUGGAUCUUGGCCACCAUCUCACAGUACCAUCACCUUCACUCUUAUGUCCCAUAACAUACAUAUGUAAUAAUAGCUCUUUUCCAGCUUGGAAACUCUAAUCUAGAUGAUCUUAUUAAAGUGUUUGGGGACCACUCUAAUUCAUCUGAACGGGAAACUACAUUUUAUUCUUGCUCUUGUUUCAAGGGAAGGCUUAGUAUCACCUCAUAAAUUAUCCAAAAGAAAAAGAGGAAGAAGAAGAAGCAGCCACUUGAAUAAGAGCUUUUCAUUUAUAAGAUAUUUCGUUUCAUGGCGUUGGUCCCAUUCUCAUACUUUACUUGCCUAAAGUCCCUUCACAUUGUGGCGAAAAGAUUUCCUGCUUGUUCUGGCCAGUCAACCAGGCUUCAUCUUAUGGUCAAAACAACUACGUGAAUUGAAGAUAAAAACACAAUUGAAUGAAAGCAAACUUGGCUGAACUACGAACUUCUUUAUUAGAAUUUUGCAUCCGAUUGUUCACUAUAAUCAAGAUGUUCACGUGGGCACAACCUAUUGUAACAUAUUUUAAGUACUACAAAGAACUUGAAGAAAACAUGAGAAAUCUCAAGACCAUUUUUGAAGGUUUAUAUAUCAAAAAGGAAGAUAUAGAACAAAGAUUGCAUGCUAAGCAGAUCCCUGAACAUGAACAGGAAGCUAAGGAAUGGUUAAAAGAAAUCGAAAAAGUCAUAAGUGAAAUAUAUUCGAUUGAGCAAAAACUUGGAGAAAAGAAACAUCUCUCGCGUGUAUGUCUUGGAAAACAUGUUGAUGAAAAAACUUCAAAAGUAAAGGAACUUAUCCAUAAAGGAAGUCUGUAUGAAUCCCCUGAGAAGUUUUUCAAGUACAUCAUUCUUGGGGGCGGUGUCUCAGCCGGUUAUGCAGCAAGAGAAUUUACAAGAGAAGGACUUCAAAGAGGAGAAUUGGCUAUCAUUUCCAAAGAGCCAGUGGCACCUUAUGAGCGCCCUGCCCUUAGCAAGGCUUACUUGUCUCCAAAAAGUCCCUCAAGGCUUCCUGGUUUUCAUGUUUGUGUGGGAAGUGGAGGACAGAGAUUGCUUCCUGAGUGGUAUAGAGAAAAUGGGAUCUCAUUGUUCCUCAACACGGAAAUAGUUAAUGCAGAUCUGUCUUUGAAAGCUCUCACCACAUCAAGUGGAACAAUCUUCAAGUAUGAGACUCUGGUCAUUGCUACCGGUUCAACAACAAUGAAGUUAACAGAUUUCGGUGUAGAAGAAACAGAUGCAAAAAACAUCUUCUACUUGAGAGAAAUCGGUGAUGCUGAAAAGUUAGUAGAAGGUAUUAGAUCAACGAGAAAGGGAAAAGCAGUCAUUGUUGGAGGAGGAUACAUUGGCCUUGAAGUUGGAGCAGCCUUGAGAAUCAACAACUUAGAUGUCACCAUGGUUUAUCCAGAAGCAUGGUGUAUGCGUAGGCUUUUCACAUCAGAGAUAGCAACUUUCUACGAGAGUUACUAUACCAACAAAGGAAUCAAAAUCGUAAAGGGUACUUCAGCAAUCGGGUUCAAUGCAAAGUCAAGCAAUGGAGAGGUCAAAGGAGUGAGACUGAAGGAUGGUAAGGUUUUGCAGGCUGAUAUUGUUGUAGUCGGCAUUGGCGGAAGGCCUCUUACUUCAUUGUUCAAAGGACAGGUUGAAGAAGACAAAGGAGGAAUUAAGACAGAUGAAUUUUUCAGAACAAGCUUUUUUGAUGUGUAUGCUAUUGGAGAUGUAGCUACUUUCCCCAUGAAAAUGUACAAUGAGAUGAGGAGAGUUGAGCAUGUUGACCAUGCCAGAAAGUCAGCUGAGCAAGCUGUGAAAGCCAUUAAAGCUAGUGAACGUGGGGUGUCCAUUGAAGAGUAUGACUACCUUCCUUUCUUCUAUUCAAGGGUGUUUGAUCUGUCAUGGAAGUUUUAUGGAGAUAAUGUUGGUGAAACUGUGCUUUUUGGGGACCCUGAUCCUUUAUCUAAAGAACCCAAGUUUGGAUCCUACUGGAUUCAAAGUGGAAAAGUUAAGGGAGCUUUCUUGGAGGGAGGGAGUAAUGAAGAAAAUGAGGCUAUUGCCAAAGUUGCAAGGCUCCAACCUACAGUAGUGGAUAUGGAAGAACUAUCCAAGGAAGGUCUCUCCUAUGCUUUAAAAAUAUAGUAAAAGUUCAAUUUUAUAAGAUUAAUAGUGUGGAUUUGGUUUCUAUAAAAUUGAUGACUCCAGCUUCCUUACCUUGUUCUUUGUUUAUUUUAAAGUAUUGCGUGUGUGUGUGUUUUUCCUUUUUCAAGCUUGGAAAUCAUUUCAUUCAUUUGAUUUGUUUGUAUAUUUGUUUUGAAAAUGAGUAGUGUGUUUGCAGUUGACAAUA
Messenger RNA from Humulus lupulus (European hop), 2549 nucleotides. RefSeq names its product monodehydroascorbate reductase, seedling isozyme-like. Gene Ontology annotation, molecular function: flavin adenine dinucleotide binding; oxidoreductase activity, acting on NAD(P)H. NCBI's taxonomy places the organism in Eukaryota, Viridiplantae, Streptophyta, Magnoliopsida, Rosales, Cannabaceae. Gene Ontology annotation, cellular component: cytoplasm. The record is from RefSeq and is a predicted model, not a curated record. The transcript is spliced from 4 exons. The coding region runs from base 638 to 2344 and encodes 568 amino acids.